AUUGCUGUGUGUGUUUUUCUUCUCCCGUGUUGUGUUAAGGUUUGGUUUUUGUGGUGCAGCAGUUUAAGAUUAUAUCACCCCGGGGUGACCGGUCAAAAUGCAAUGAACUUAGACCCUCCUUUCGUCGUGAACUCUUCAUCUGGCAAGGAAACAGAAUCUCAGAGCUCUCAGGCUAGCCAUUCUGCGUGGCGUUAUCGCUCCUUGUCAUUCAUUUGCUUGGGAUGCGGAUUACUUAGAAAGGAAAAGUCCAAGUAUCCGGUAACGUACAGGGCGAUCCUCAGGUAUUGGCAUAAGGUAAACCGUCUGCGAGGCGGCAGCGAGUGGAAACAUGUGAUUCCACCGGCCAUUGUGAAAGCGAGUCCGUGGAUAUCAGAGGAACUGCUUGGUCCAUUGUACGAAGAUCCGGCAUUCCUUUACAAGAACACUUGGAUGUGUGAAGACUGCUGUCUAGAGCAUUACAGCUCAAUCCUAUGGGAGCUAAGGGUUCGACAUCCAACAUGGGGACUUUUCAGCCAGACCGCUGACAAGGAGGAAGCAUCCUUAUUGAAGCCCGAUGUUAGGUCAGCGACGUCCCCACUGAAAUCACCAGACUUUGCCACUGUCGGAUUGGACUCCGAGCCGAUGGAUUUUUGGUUGGCCAGAGCUGCGAAACUGAAGAGACAGAAGCUGAGGCAGGCGGCUCGGAAGAAAAAGCUGAGCCUUGCAGCGAAAGCAGCAGAAGAAGCUGCGGCGAAAGAAGCACAAGAAGCUGCAGCGAAAGCAGCAGCAGAAGCUGCAGCGGGCAGAGCUGCCGAGAUAACUGGGACUGGAACUAGUGGGACUGAUCCUGGUCCUGGUACAACAGCGGAAAUAGAUUCAAUGGCAGAAGGAGCCUUCGUCUCUGAAGAGCACCAUCAAGAGAACAGUGAUAACAAUUUAAGCACGGUUUCAAUGGAAGCUGCAGGAGGGAGUUCCAUGACCCAAGCACAAUUGGAACCGCAACUGUCAUACGAGAGCCUGAUUCAUGGGACCACCACCGGGAUGGAGCAAGGUCUGCUGACCGCUGACCAAGGACAUUCCACCGAGUCGUUCCCCGUUUUUCCAGAAAUUUCAUUCGACAGAUUAGACAGCAAUGGCCAAGCUCACUUCUAUGACCUAACCACUUCCAGGCACGCUGUCGACACGGCCAGUGAUGUAGAGCCAAGCAGUGGCAUGGGCAUUUCCGCUGACUCACCGUCUCAAAUGAGGGAGAUGGAGAAAAGUAUGACUAAUAAGGUAACUGAGAGUGACGGCGUUUCAAGAUCUCUAAGCCGAAGGGGGUUGCGGAAAACCAGUGUACCGCGAUUGUUCCUGGCAUUCUCCCAAGCUUUGCCGGCACCCCUGACUACAUUGCGGGAUACGGAAACACUUAGUUCGGGGCUGGAUCCCAAUCCAGCAUCUCAGGAUGGAACCCCCGCCCGAUUGACUUCAUCCAGACACCAAUCAGAAAGUGGUGGUGAAUCUGUACCCAACAUCAGUGACGUAGAACCAGAUUCUGAGGUUGCAGCUGUCACGGAGGGGAUAGCUGAGAUAGCUGCUACUGCUUCCUUCUUCCCACCUACCCGUCCUUCCUUCAGGAGCAGGUUGGGAUCCCAACUGGGUGCCUUUGCGGUCACAGAAACAGAUUUCCCGGAAAGGCAGAAGAAGCUUAAACACCUCCACAAAGGACACCAAUCAGAAAGUGAUUUUGAAUCUGUACUCAACAUCAGUGACGUAGAACCAGAUUCUGAGGUUGCGGCUAUCACGGAGGGGGUAGCUGAGAUAGCUGCUACUGCUUCCUUCUUCCCACCUACCCGUCCUUCCUUCAGGAGCAGGUUGGGAUCCCAACCAGGUGCCUUUGCGGUUACCGAAACAGAUUUCCCGGAAAGCCAGAAGAAGCUUAAACACCUCCACAAAGGAGAUGACGAUUCGGAGCCUAAAGAGGAGGUAGAUGUGGCGAGAAGGGGCAGCAGCAAGGACAACCGCGCAGGUGCCUUCGCGGUCACAGAAACAGAUUCAGAAUAUCCCCAUGAUCAAAGGAAGAGGCCACCGUAUGAGGCAUACGUGUUUCCAGAACCAUCCAAGACAGGGAUGGAUGGAAAAGGACGGGACAGUUUUCGCAUGAAGAAGGGCUUUGGUAGUCAAUCAGCUGCAGCCGGUGGAUCAGGCAGAAGAUCCUACGGUGAAGAAUUUUCCGGAGCCGCCGAUAGCGACUUCCUGAGGGAGCAGCAGUUUGCCGCAAAUCGGAAACAGUUCCAAACACAGAAGGUUGAGAGGUCAGGACAGUUGCUCGACGGCCACCGAUUGUCAGCUGGUGAAUCCUAUGGUGAAGGUUCUUCCGAAAGCGCCGGCGCCAAUAUCCGCGAAGACACAGAGUUUGUGAUGAAUCUGAAGCAGACUGAGAGUCUCAAGACAAAAGAACUGCAACGUCCACGCUCGGCACCAAACACCUCGUCAACUCGCUACGAGUUUGUGAGUGAUAUGAAGGGGUACCGGACACCAGGUCCCGCGAGGAGGGCACAAAAGCCAAAGCAGGGCGUGUUUGCUCGAGGGCCGGUCAGGGGCCUUGACGAAGGGUGGAUAUCGGCCGACAUAUUGCCCCCCCCCGUUGAUCCUUGGGCUGGCGAACCGUAGCUGUUGACAACAACAUGAAAUGUAUGAAAGGGACCAAUGGCCCACUGGAUUUGGAGUUGGGUGGAGGUGGUCUUCAGCAAAGUUGAUAAG
Molecule: messenger RNA, 2721 nt
Organism: Chara braunii
Lineage: Eukaryota; Viridiplantae; Streptophyta; Charophyceae; Charales; Characeae
Source: the annotation of a GenBank genome assembly